AUGGAUCCUGUGGAAGCCUACGCUGUCGCUGCGGUCGGGUGUAUCGCGGCACAAGGCGUGGCGAGUCGGCUCUCGGCGCGCUCGCUCCAGCGUCGGUGGCCCCGGCUAGACCGGUUCUGGUGCCGACACUUCCUUUACCCGCGCCUCAUCCAUCGCCAUGGGUGGAUCGGCCCUUGGACACGGGCAGAGGUGGUGGUCCUCACCAUCUACCUAAUAGGAACCGCCACCGCCGUGGCGUACGGUUGGCCGGCACGAGAGGAGCUGCGCCGUCGUUUGGGGGGCUUGGCCAUGGUCAACGCGGUGCCCCUGUACUUUGGCACCACGCACGAUCUCCCCGCGACAAUCCUGGGUCUCUCGCUGCCCCAGUAUGGACGUGCACAUCGGACGGUGUCGGGGGUUUUCGUGUCUCUGGGGGCGGUACAUUCCUGGCUGGCCUGGCGUCAAGUCGAGAAGCUCCAGGGCCCCGCGGGAUGGACGUGGAAUCUAUUGGUAGGUAAGUGGCUCGCGACCCGACGAAUGCUGCUGACAGGUGCUCUGGAGAUCGUCGCCGCCCUCCUGUCGAUUCUGUUCAUGGCGCUCCUGCCUCUCCGCACCCGCGCGUACGAGCCGUUCCUGCGUGGCCACCAGGGCCUUGGCCUGGCAUGCCUUGUCGGACUGUGGCGUCAUGCGGGCCCGCGGUUGGACCCGCCUCACUUUCAGGUGCCCCAGAUCGCAGUGUUGGUGGCCACCAUCGCUCUCGGUCUCCCCGUGCCGUGGGAUCUGUGCCGCCUCGUCUGGCGCAACCGGAUAGUCGCUCGAGUCCUCGCUCGGAUGCUCGAUCGCAAGUGGCCUUCUGCCGUCGGGACGGUCUAUGGACAGGGUGACAGCAUGAUGGGCAUCACGGUAUCCAGCGUGGCUAGGUUCGACCUCGGCCUGGGCCAGUACGUGCACCUCGUAGGCCUUCGGACUUCUGCCCUUUCCAUCUUCCAAAGUCACCCGUUCAUGGCCUUCCGCGCGGCGGAGGACGGCGACGUGGGCUUGUUAGUGGAGAAGCGAGCCUCCUUCACCGCCAACCUGUUUCGCCAUCCGACCUUGGCGUCUCCGAGCUCCACCGAAAUACAGCCCGCCGUGGAUCGACACAUCCCCGUGCUGCUGUACGGACCCUAUGGGAGGAGGAUCUCGCUCGGAGGGUUCGAUCACUUGCUGGUGGUGGCCGAGGGGCCAAGUCGCAUCGUGUCGAUCUUACCAUACCUCCUGAACCUCGCCCACUCCCACCAGGGUCGCGUCCAUACGAUGAGUAUCGUCUGGCAACUACGCGACGCAGGUAAGCUCCAUCUCGUCCGACUGCGUUUGGUGCGUGUUCCAAUCAUACCUGCAGGACAGAUCGAACACUGUCGACGCGUACUCGAUGACCUUCGGAUAAAAGUCCGUGGCCACCAUAGUCUGGUGAGUCGAAGAACCCAGCCCCACGGUGUCCGGCGAGAUUGGACCCUGUUGACUUAG
Exophiala aquamarina CBS 119918 is the source of this 1482-nucleotide messenger RNA. RefSeq lists its product as uncharacterized. Bases 1 to 1482 code for a protein of 493 amino acids. Gene Ontology annotation, cellular component: plasma membrane. Gene Ontology annotation, molecular function: ferric-chelate reductase activity. The transcript has a single exon. Lineage: Eukaryota; Fungi; Ascomycota; Eurotiomycetes; Chaetothyriales; Herpotrichiellaceae. The record is from RefSeq and is a predicted model, not a curated record. Gene Ontology annotation, biological process: iron ion transport; copper ion import; intracellular iron ion homeostasis.